CAUGUGGGAGAAGGCUUUCUGCAUGCUCUGGAUGAUAGAAGCCCACAUUCUUUUUCCCACUUAUGAUUUCUAGCAUUAAAACUCUAAAGCUGUAAACAUCGGACUUUACUGAAAAUAGCCCUUCCAUUGCAGACCCUGGCGCCAUGUAUCCACUAUUGGAGAAAAUAUUAUGAUUUAUGGCUUCAAUCAGUUGAAGAAAUGAAACCAGAACUGUUCUAGAUGUGAUAUACUAUCAUUAUGAGGAAAAGUGACAUCCAAACAGGAUUUGCGAAACAAAGAAGUUCAAAAGGAAUGUACCACCCAACACAUUUACACAAGAGGAAUGACUUACUAUGUACCCACGACUCUGUUAGUGUUGGCUUCUAUUUGAUUGCAGUCAAAAAUCCUAGCAGUGCCAAAAUCUGAUAUCUUUGGAUUCAUGUCAUCAUCUAACAAUACAUUGCUUACUUUCAUAUCUCUAUGGAUGAUUUUGCUUACUCCAAAGCCAGCAAGGUGUAUGGUCUCGUGCAAUGUAGAGGCGACAUGUCUGCCAGUAAUUGUGCCAACUGCACAAAGGCUGCCAUUGCAGAAGCCUUGAGCGAGUGUCCGAAGUGCAAAGAGGUUUUGGUCUGGUUUGCUUGGUGUUUUCUACGGUAUUCGAACGAGAGCUUUUUUGGGAUUAUGGAACAGGGUUUAGUGGGCAUCACCAACGACACUGAUUUCGACGAUCCUUAUGUGAUUUCAAAAGGGCUUUCCUUCAUGGGUGGUCUUGCUUCCACGGCUCCUAAUCAGCCUUGUAUGUUCCAGAAAGCGGUGCUGGAUGUCGGACAAAGUGGGCAGAGGUAUGGUGUGGCUCAGUGCAGGCUAGACAUCAGUAGGGGUGACUGUGGCGUGUGCUUGGAUGCUCAGUUGGUGACGUCUCGAACAACAAUUGGAAACAAAAGAUGGUGGGAAACAUACGGUCCCAGUUGUUUUAUGUGGUACCAUGACUACCAGUUUUACUUCAACAUCUCCAUCUCUGCAAGUGAAGGUUCUAGAAGAGCCUCUUCAUAUGGAAGAGUUUCAAUUGGAGUAACUAUUGCAGUGCUAGCACUUCUGGUAAUGGUCUAGCUAGAUUGUUGUCCCGGCCUGUCGGCAGUCGCCAUGGGUAUAGGAGA
Messenger RNA from Corylus avellana, 1136 nucleotides. The record is from RefSeq and is a predicted model, not a curated record. NCBI's taxonomy places the organism in Eukaryota, Viridiplantae, Streptophyta, Magnoliopsida, Fagales, Betulaceae.